Messenger RNA from Oryzias melastigma (Indian medaka), 3684 nucleotides. RefSeq names its product ADAM metallopeptidase domain 17b (gene adam17b). The record is from RefSeq and is a predicted model, not a curated record. NCBI's taxonomy places the organism in Eukaryota, Metazoa, Chordata, Actinopteri, Beloniformes, Adrianichthyidae. The transcript is spliced from 18 exons. Gene Ontology annotation, biological process: membrane protein ectodomain proteolysis; Notch signaling pathway. Gene Ontology annotation, cellular component: plasma membrane. The coding region runs from base 213 to 2744 and encodes 843 amino acids. Gene Ontology annotation, molecular function: metalloendopeptidase activity.
UUCACUUCCGCUCGUCCCCGUGCUUUCGGGCAGCUUUAUUCCUGUCCGCGGUCUUCCUGGAUUUGUUUGGGGGAUUACUUUCAGCCAGAAGCCCUCAAACUGGACGGGAGUCACUUUCAAAGUUUCCGUACGGUCCGGUCCGGGCUCUGGGGGGUUGGACCGGGACUUUUAGCGUCGCUUUGCCGCUGAACAUCCGCCCGCUCCGCCUCACGAUGAGCCCGCGGCUCCUCGCGGGUUUGUUCGCGGUCGUGGUCGCGGUGGAGGCGGCGGCGAGCCCGCCGGCGGACUCCGAGCAGCAGGAGUUCGCCUCACUCUGGUCCAUGCUGGAGGACUUUGACGUCCUGCCCUUCUCCAGCCUGCAGACCCACUCGGUGCGUCGGCGGGACGUCCAGACUCAGACUCACGUGGAGAAGGUCCUGAGCUUCAGCGCUCUGCAGAGGAACUUCCGACUAUAUCUGAGAACCAACGACGAGCUCUUCAGCGAGGAUUUCAGCGCCGUGGUGGUGGAUGAGGACGGCCGUGAGCACAACUAUCCGGUCAACAGACAUAACUUCUUCACGGGACACGUCAUCGGGGAGGAGAACUCUCAUGUUCAGGCCCAUAUCGACGACCACGAGUUCUCGGCUCACAUCCUGACUGAUGAGGCCGAGUACAACAUUGAGCCUUUGUGGAGGUUCACCUCAGAAGCGCCUGAUGGUCGUGUCCUAAUCUAUCGUUCAGAGGACAUCAGGAACAUCAGCCGGCUGCAGCAGUCUUCUGUCUGUGGGUAUGUGAGCCCCGUCCUCACUGACGGUCACGGGGCAACCAUCCAGGAGGAUCAGGAGGAAGGUGACACCCGCUCAGGUUCUGCUCUCAGAUCCAGACGGCAGCUCCACGACCACAAGAAGAACACCUGCCCGCUCCUGCUGGUGGCUGACUACCGCUUCUUCAAGCACAUGGGUCGGGGGGAGGAGAGCACCACCCUCAACUACUUGAUUGAGCUGAUUGAUCGAGUGGACGACAUUUACAGAAACACGUCGUGGGACGAGGAGUUCUCUGGUUACGGUGUUCAGAUCCAGCAGAUCAUCAUAGAAAGGAAACCGACACAGGUGGCUCCUGGAAAAAGUCACUUUAACAUGAAAGGGAGUCCAGUGGAGGGGAAAGAUGUGUGGGACGUCAAGAAGCUUCUGGAGCAGUUUAGUGUGGACAUUGCAGACAAAGCCUUCAACGUCUGCCUGGCUCACCUCUUCACCUACCAGGACUUUGAUGAAGGCACUCUGGGUCUGGCUUAUGUGGCCCCAUCCAAACCCGACAUCCCUGGAGGGCUUUGCUCCAAAGCUUGUCCUUCAUCUACAAACCAACAUGGAGCCAUCUACCUGAACACCGGCCUCACCAGCACCAAGAACUAUGGGAAGACCAUCCUGACGAAGGAAGCUGACCUGGUCACCACUCAUGAGCUCGGGCAUAACUUUGGAGCUGAGCAUGAUCCAGAUGACAUCCCAGCGUGCGCCCCCCGGGAGGAUCAGGGGGGCAAAUAUGUCAUGUACCCCAUUGCUGUGAGCGGAGACCAAGUCAACAACAAGCUCUUCUCUAACUGCAGCAAGCGCUCCAUCGUGAAGCGGCUGCGCUCCAAGGCCGCCUCCUGCUUCAGAGAGAGGAACAUCAACGUGUGCGGGAACUCUCGGGUGGAGCAGGGUGAGGAGUGCGACCCAGGGCUGCUCCACAUCAACUCGGACCGCUGCUGCACCGCCGACUGCCGACUGAGAGAGGGUGUUCAGUGCAGUGACAGGAACAGUGCUUGCUGCAAGAACUGCCGCUUUGCCUCCAGGGGCGUGGUCUGUCAGGAGCCAAUCAAUGCCACCUGUGAGGGCCACUCCUACUGCACAGGAGACAGCAGCGAGUGCCCGGCGCCAGAGAACGCUCCGGAUAAAACAGUCUGUUUGGACAACGGGGAGUGUCACAGCGGAGAGUGUGUGCCCUUCUGCCAGGCCGUCCUGAACCUGCAGCCCUGCGCUUGCAACGAAACAAACUCUUCCUGUAAAGUCUGCUGUCGGAGCAGGGGGGGGGUCUGCUCCCCUUACCAGGACAAAAGCGGCAGCUUUGUGUUCCUGCGGAAAGGCAAACCGUGCACAGUGGGCUUCUGCGAUGGAAUGGGGAAGUGCAUGAAGCAGGUGCAGGACGUGGUGGAGCGGCUGUGGGACUUCAUUGAUAAACUGGACAUCAACACUUUUGGGAAGUUCCUGGCUGAUAACAUCGUGGGCUCGGUGGUCGCGUUCUCGCUGCUCUUCUGGGUCCCUGUCAGCAUCCUGGUCCACUUUGUGGACAGGAAACUGGACAAGCAGUACGAGCAGACUGCCAAGUCCCUGUUCUUCCCCAGCAAUGCAGAGCUACUGAGCAGCCUCGACUCGGCAUCAGUACGGAUCGUCAAGCCCCCAAGCUUCCCCGCCCCCCCUCUGCGCCUGCAUCCCAGUGCCCCCCAGCAGACCAACACCCCCCCUGUCUUCAGACCAGGCCCUGACUCAGGUCACACCUCCCCUCCCCUGGACAGCCCCCGCAUGGCCACCAUCCAUGAAGACCCCAGCCUGGACUCCCGCCUGGAUGAGGACGAGCUGGAGGAGGAUUUUGGGCGGGCAGUGGGGGCGGGGUCCGUCCUGCGCUCCUUCGAAGACCUGACGAAGACGAAGGUAACAUGCCGCAGCGAAAAGGCAAAGCUGUACCAACUGCAGAGACACCGUCAUGUUGAAAGCAAGGAAACGCAGUGCUGAGAGGCGGAGCCUCCAGCUGCGGCGCAGCGAAGGCUGCUGGUCUCUGGAGAAACGCACCCUGUUACGGUGCACACACUUCACCAAAAAGUUGGUUUGCCAAGAGGCCGUUUGACGGCUUUGGAUUUAUUUCUAUUAUUGAGAGAGAAAGAGCAAAGGCUUUAACUUCUUCCCUAAAGAUCGUCUUCAAACUGUGAGGAAGUUUCCCUGUGGGACGCCGCCCAACACUGUCUGACAGCUCAGUUUGAUACCAAAUAUGACUUUUGAGUCUGCUUUAAAGGAGUUCUGUUUCCUCUUGAGAAAAACUUGGUAUAUUUUUGUAUAAAGUGUUUUUGUAUGGAGAACCAGGCCUGUGGUUCAAUGUUCAGUGUUUCUCCUCCUUCAUGCUUUUCUAGUUCACCUCGGUCAGUAUUUUGUGUGUACAGUCUGUCUUUGAAGCGUUCCACAUAGGAAUCUGAAAAUUCCUUUUUGUCAUAAAAAUAAGUUUCUUUUUAAUAUGUCCUGUUUAAUGUUUUUGACAGUUUGGGUGGAGAGCUUUAAAAUGAAAAUCCAAAGCACAUUGAGAUCACCAAAUCCACUUUAGAAUAUGUUCAGUUUGUGAAAGUGAGGAUGGUUUUUCUGUCUUAUCUUUUUUCCAAACAUUUGUGUUGAUGGUGGGCAUGUUUUACAACAAAAAAACGUAUUUACUGCAAAAAGCACACACAAAAAAUUGUUUUUUUGUUAUUGAAGCAAACUUAUGACAUUACAUAGUUUAUCAUAUAGUGAAAUGUGUUUUUCUUGUGGGCUGGUGGAUUAGCGGUCAGCACUAACCGAGGUCUUGAACGUGCGUUUAAUGCCUGAUGUGUCCCAGCUUCCCUGGCAGUCAUUCAGUAUUUUGACACAAAAGUUCACAUUUGUUGUGAAAAGUGCACCAAACAAAUAAAACUUGUUUUUGUAUCACUCA